This is a messenger RNA of Hirsutella rhossiliensis, 714 nucleotides long. Its product is annotated as hypoxia induced protein. The transcript is spliced from 3 exons. Gene Ontology annotation, cellular component: mitochondrion. Bases 1 to 714 code for a protein of 237 amino acids. NCBI's taxonomy places the organism in Eukaryota, Fungi, Ascomycota, Sordariomycetes, Hypocreales, Ophiocordycipitaceae. The record is from RefSeq and is a predicted model, not a curated record. Gene Ontology annotation, biological process: mitochondrial respirasome assembly.
AUGGCAGACAGGCCGCCGCCCCCGCCGCUGCUCUCCGGCUCCAUGCCGUCGUCGUUUGACGGCAACCAGGACUUUUAUAAUGAGCGUCCAAUGCAAAAGGUCACCCGCAAACUAAAGGAAGAGCCUCUCGUCCCUCUCGGCAUAUGCCUGACCGUCUUCGCCUUUGUCAACGCCUACCGCGCUCUCCGCCGAGGAGACUCCCAGCAGGCCAACAAAAUGUUCCGCGCCCGAGUCGCCGCCCAGGGCUUCACUGUCGUCGCCAUGGUGGCCGGCAGCAUGUACUACAGCAAAGAUCGUGAGAAGACAAAGGAGCUCCAGAAGCUCAAGGAACAGCGCGACGCCGAGGAGAAGCGCAUCAAGUGGAUUCGCGAGCUCGAGGUCCGGGACGAGGAGGACAAGGCGCUCAAGGCCAGGCUCGAGCAGCGGAGGCAGAAACCACUGCCCAGUUCGAACGCUGAGACGACGCCCGAAGAAACAGCGCGGCCUGGUACGGGGGGUGCUCUCGGCAAGAUGGGCUUGUGGCCGCGGGGAGAGAAUGGGGCGCAGGAGGAGUCGGCUCCGGUGGACGCCAAAGCCACAGAGGAGACGACGCCCAAGAAGCAGAACCCAAAGAGCUCGCUGGGGGCCAUCGGCGAGGUCAUUGCCUCGAACAAAAAGGACGAGGGCGGCUCAAAGCCGGCAGCAGAGAUCAGACCCGAGAAAAGGGAGCCAUAA